Misgurnus anguillicaudatus (oriental weatherfish) is the source of this 854-nucleotide messenger RNA. It is a transcript of the gene micos13, whose product is annotated as mitochondrial contact site and cristae organizing system subunit 13. Gene Ontology annotation, biological process: cristae formation. Gene Ontology annotation, cellular component: mitochondrial crista junction; MICOS complex. The record is from RefSeq and is a predicted model, not a curated record. Lineage: Eukaryota; Metazoa; Chordata; Actinopteri; Cypriniformes; Cobitidae.
AUUUACACCGGCUGCUGUGCUGUUCUGCUGGUGCAAAUGCCCUUGUCACUAAAGCUCGCUGUCAAUGUACUGUAGGAGGAUAACUAGGAAAGAGUUAGUGCGUUCACAAAUUGUGCUUUGUAGACUCUAUCUUUAUAAAAUAUUCUAGAUUUGAAGACCAUGGCAGCCAAGAUUUUCCCACUAGUCAAAUUUGCCACAAAAGUGACCAUUGCAGGAGGGGCCGUUUAUGUAGCCUAUGAUUCAGGGCUGCUUGGAGGUGGCAAGGAGGGAUCUGUUGCCCUGGCCAGAGCUAAAGCGGCAGUCCCACCAGCUGUAGAAGAGUGGACGAAGUACUUCGGUUUUCAGCUUCCAGCCACACCCAAAAUCGAGUUUUCCCUGCUAGAUGCAUGGAACUCAGGAGUGCAGAAGUCUGUUCACACCCUAUCGGUUGCUCCUUCCACAAUGAACGACUACACAAAGCAGGGCCUGCAGUACCUUAAAAACCUUUCAAAAUAAGCAUUCAUCACCUCAUGCCUGGCAUAAGACGGUAUGAGCUUACAACAUCUCAAGUUUCAGUGGAUAAGACUGACUUCAACAACCUUAAGUUUUCCCCUCUUAUAUAAAUCAUUGGCUUGUGGAAAAAAAUUCAGGAAUGAUCUGUUUUUGCAUGCCCUGACUUUGCUUUGGGGCUAAAAUAACAAAAUAUACCCGUUGUAAAGUUCAAAGAUAAGUCCAAAUUUGAAGAUAGUAUUCUAUAUGUAUAUUGUUAUUACAGUUGUUUUAUUUAUCCAAAAAAUGUCUUCAUCCUGGACAUGAAAAAGGAAACCCAGUUAAAUAUUUAUAGUUUGUAUAAUGUACUAUAAUAUAAUGUAAUA